GAGAGGGACAGGGAGGAGAGGGACAGAGACAUGGAGAGGGAGAGGACAACUGAUCAUGACAGUGGCGGAGAAAGUGGUAGUGAAAGGGCGUGUCUGGAGUUCAUGACCCCUGAUGGACAGGACAUCUACCUGAGGCUUGGCCACUCCCCCCAACGACGCUCCGCCCUCCGUCUCACACGCAUCAUCGUUCGCCAUCAGCUCCUCACCCGGCUCACUCAAGAGAUCGAGGCCAAGGAGGCUUGUGAUUGGCUGAGGGCUGCAGGGUUCCCACAGUAUGCCCAGCUCUACGAAGACUCCCAGUUUCCUAUAGAUAUCUUGUCAGUGAAGAGGGACCAUGACUUCUUGGACAGGGACCUGGUGGAACCUCUGUGUCGACGUCUUAACACUCUGAACAAGUGUUGCUCCAUGAAACUAGACGUCAGCCACCCCAGGAAGAAAACUGAUGAUUCAGAUGACGAUGACCCGCUAGCCAUCAGUAAGAGAUGGACCUUUGAAUGGAACAGCCGCCGCUGGUCCCGCCUCCAGGACAUGCACUUCCUGCUGGGCUCGCCCAAUGAGAGCAGUCCUGAGGGGUGCCAGGGGGAAGGGCGACUGAGGAGCACAGUGAGCAGUGAGAGCGUCCUGACGGACCUGAGUGAACCAGAGAUCACGGAUAUAUCCUCUCUGCACAGUCAAGACUCUCUGGGAGCCAUGCUUCCUGACUCUGUCUCUAUGGUCUCACUUGCAGGACCCUACCAGCCCCCAAGAGACCUGUCCCACUACAACUCUCUACCAAUCAAAAGCAGCCGUCACGGCCAGGGUGGGCGGAGUCCGGCAAAGGCCUUCCUGCGUCGCAUGGAGAUGAUGCGUACCUGGGGGCCGUCCUCCAAGAGGAAGUCAGGAAGUGGGCGGGCGCCGCUCGUCAUCAGUGGGCCGGUCCUACAUGGGGAGGAGCCCCAGGCAUUACAGAUGCUCCACUGUGUUCCCAUCAAUCAAUCAGAGGACAGUCCUCAUCCUCCCCACCAAUCAGAUGACAACUCGUCCCCUAUCGCCCUCGGUAAUGGCAGCAAGGGCCAAUCGGUGACGAUGCGUCCCUGUGUGAAGGAGUCUGUCUCCAAGCCGAAAAGAGGAAGUAUGUACCUGGAAGAUAUGGAGCUGCUCUCUGGCGCCCCCCAUGUUCGGAGGAUUGAAGCACAACAGAGCCCGUUCAGCAGGAACCACUUCCGUUCAUACGAGGACCUGCUGGUCCACAUCCCCAAGAACCACAAACCAGGCACCUUCCCCAAAGCCUUGUCUAUAGAGAGUCUAGCCACAGCCACCAACCACCAGUACCAGACCCCUUCUCCCUCCCCACUCCACCCCAGCAAAGGCUCCCCCUGGACGGGUACGGCUCUGUCCAAGAAGCCUCCCUGUCCUGGAGCUCCGCGGGGCAGCAGGGUGAGUGUGUAUGACAACGUCCCCGGGUCUCACCUGUACGCGUCCACAGGUGACCUGCUGGAUGUGGACCGAGACGAUCACCUGUUCCCCCAUCUGGAUGACAUCAUCAGUCACGUCAGCGGCCUGCAGCAGAUUGUAGACCACUGGAGUCGCAGCAUGCUGACGGAGGGUGGGGUGGGGGAGGAGGGGGAGGCAGGGGAGGGAAAGAGGGAGGAGAGGACCACGCCCAGUGAGGGGGAGGGAGAGGGGAGGACCAUGCCCAGUGAGGGAGAGAGAGACGGGGUCUCCCUGAUUGACAUAGAGUCAACAGGGACCAGAGAGAGGAGAGACUCUGGAGUAGGAGCUUCCCUUACCAGACCACGGUGAGUUCUGCGGUGGCCGAGCUUCCGCCUCUCUGAAAAUCUGCGCCAAUCAGGCUCCGCGCUGCAGAUCAGUAGCCAAUCAGCAGGCCAGCUCAGCCUGCUCCAGAAGUUCUCUCUGCUCCGACUCACAGCCAUCAUGGAGAAUUACUCCAUGUCUAACAAACAUGGCUGGACCUGGUCUGUCCCUAAGUUUAUGAAGCGUUUGAAGGUCCCUGACUACAAGGAGAGAAGUGUGUUUGGUGUUCCUCUCAUCGUCCACACACAGCGCUGUGGUUACCCUCUACCUCUUUGUCUACAGCAGGCCCUGAGACAUCUCAGGACGCACUGUCUUGACCAGGUGGGUCUGUUCCGUAAAUCUGGCGUGAAGUCUCGUAUCCAGGCGUUGAGACAGGAGUGUGAGACCAGUCCUGACAGUGUGUGUUACGAGGACCAGUCAGCGUACGACGUAGCAGACAUGGUUAAACAGUUCUUCAGAGACCUUCCUGAACCUCUACUGACCAGCAAGCUGGGAGAGACCUUCCUACACAUCUACCAAUAUGUCCCUAAGGAGCAGAGGUUGCAGGCCGUGAGGGCGGCCAUCUUGCUGAUGUCAGACGAGAACAGGGAAGUGCUCCAGACGCUGCUCUGCUUCCUGUGUGAUGUCACGUCCUGUGUAGAGGAGAACCAGAUGACCCCUAUGAACCUGGCUGUGUGUCUGGGCCCCUCCCUGUUCCACCUCAACAUACUGAAGAAUGACAACCUGUCCCCCAGGUCGAUCCAGAAGAAGUAUGCUACGGGCCGUCCGGACCAGAAGGACCUGAGUGAGAACCUUGCCGCCACACAGGGCCUGGCUCACAUGAUCACUGAGUGCCAGCACCUGUUUGAGAUCCCACAGGACAUGGUAAGCCGGUCCCAUAACUCCUACAUGGAGGCUGAGUUACUAGCGCCCCCUCUGGACGAGCUGCGUAAGACACAUGACGAGGAGGACGAGGAAGAGGAGGAGGAGGAGGAGGAAGGAUCCUACCACACACACAUGGAGGGGCUGGUCCAGGGACUACUAAAAGAGGCCAGAGACAACAGCAAAGGAUGGGUAUCCCGGGCUACCACUGACCACACUGAAUUGGCCUGCAAAAAGGUGGGUGAUGGUAACCCACUGCGGAGGUGGCGUGUGUGUGUGGAAGUGUGUGCGAAGCCCAGUGAGGUGUUGGAGAGGCUGCUGCGGGAGCGCCCCCUGUGGCAGACGGACAUACUGCAGGAGAAGGUUCUGGUUACCCUGGGCAGACAGACAGACAUCUACCAGUACAGCUUGCAGAGCAUGGCCCCACACCCCAACACUGACUACGUAGUACUGAGGUCGUGGCGUAGCAGCAUUUCUAAGGGUUGCUGUGUGUUGGUGUGUGUAUCAGUGGACUAUGAGGACAGUCCAGCUAUGGUAUCAGUCAGAGGAGUGAUUCUGGAAUCACAGUACCUUCUAGAACCCCACGGAACCGGGAAGUCCCGACUCACACACAUCUGCAGAGUCGAUCUGAAGGGCAGGUCUCCAGAGUGGUACAACAAGGUGUUUGGUCACCUGUGUGUCUCUGAGGCCCAGAGGAUCCGUUCCUCCUUCCUCCCUCCAGACCUCCCAGGCACAGAGACCAAGAUCUGACCCCCAGGACCAGGGCAUGAGGCUGGGCUACACCGCCAGGGAGCACGGCCCCAAGGACCAGAAGACCAGAGAGAGGUUGCUUUAAAAAAAUGCAGGAGAACAGGACGCCUAGAACCGUGGACCUUCGAAGCUUGGACCUAGAUUCAUGGACCUAGAAACUUGAACAAUAGGGCUAGUUCCAUGGACCUAGAACCAGGGAACCGGGGAAGCAGGAGGGAAGACUAGUUUGACCUAUAACUAGGAACCAGGGUUCUGGAUGCAGCGACCUAGAACCAGGGAACAACGACUGGUGACAUAAAAUGUAGAACCAGGAAAUAUGGAACAAUCUAUCAGGGAUUCUUAAACUAUUUCAGAAAUGGACUGUCCUCCCAUGACCCAAAUCGUCCUCCAACGACCCAAGUUAAGAAGAAAUAGUGUGUGAUGAUAGAUGUAUUCUCAUAACUCACGACCCACCUCUCACAUGCCCAGGGACCCACUUUGGGUACCGACCCAUAGUUUGAGAAAGCCAUUUCUAAACAUUGGAACCAGAGAUUUGGAACAAUCUAAUGUAGAACCAGAGACACUGAACAAUAUUGAACUUGGAACAAGGGAUACGGAACGAUCUAGAACUUUUAACCAGUGACACUGAAUAAUCUACAAUUCAGAACCAGGAAUAUGGAAUGUUCUAGAUUGAACUUGAAGACAGAUCUGGGCCCAGAUUCACAAAACAUUUCUUACGCAAAAAAAAUUAAAAAGCUGCUUAAGAAAAAAAAUAAGAAGUUCAUAAGAUUCCUCCACAAUAUUUUAAGAUUGAAUCAUUCUCUUACGAACUCCUCAAAUAUCUUCAUACAAAACUUCUUAAAAUUUUUGUUGCUAGGCAACCGAUUUAGCUAGCUAUCUAGCUAACAACGGUAAUCAUGUUAGCAUAUUUCCUACUGAGAUUACUGUUCUUCAACAUGUUCUUUGGUUUAAUAUAAUCAGUACUGGAACUUUCAGAUGAAGUUUGUGAGUGAAUUAAACAGGUUCAAUUGCUUUCAUGAGAUGUUUCUCUCACUGAGUUUAAGACGAAGGUUUAGCUAUCUUGGAAUUCAGAACAUUUCCUAAAACAUCCCAAAACUGUAUUUUCAAGAGUCUAAUUUCUUCUUAACUUUUUUUGCUUCAGGAGAAAAAUGUAAAAAAUUACCCGUAACAUUUCUAAUAAACUUUUUGAGAAAUAUAAACUUUGCUUAACUUUCUUCAUAAGUUUACAGUUAAGGGGGAAAAAUGGCAGUUGAAAGGUCAUUUCUUCUUAAAGAAGGUUUUGUGAAUCUGGGUCCCUGGUUCGUAAAGCUUUAUCUCUGCUCUCAGCAUCACUGUCAGUUUAAACUACUAUUAUUAUUAUUAGUUCAUUCAUCUUUAUUGUCUGCGUUAAUUAUAUUAUUAUUGUAUUAUUGUUAUUUUAAUAUUAUGACCUCAUCGUUGUUGUUGUAUAAUCGUUGCUUUUUAAAAUAUUUUUUAUCCUGUUAUACAAUGUCUAGGACAUUUAUCCAUUUCACUGCUUCUGGGAAGCGUGUAUGUGUGCGUGUGUGUGUGUGUGCGUGUGUGUGUGUGUGCGUGUGUGUGCGUGUGUGUGUGUGUGUGUGUGUGUGUGUGUGUGUGUGUGUGUGUG
This is a messenger RNA of Oncorhynchus gorbuscha (pink salmon), 5032 nucleotides long. RefSeq names its product StAR-related lipid transfer (START) domain containing 13a (gene stard13a). The transcript has 16 exons. The record is from RefSeq and is a predicted model, not a curated record. Gene Ontology annotation, biological process: signal transduction; regulation of Rho protein signal transduction; actin cytoskeleton organization. Gene Ontology annotation, molecular function: lipid binding; GTPase activator activity; protein binding. NCBI's taxonomy places the organism in Eukaryota, Metazoa, Chordata, Actinopteri, Salmoniformes, Salmonidae.